CCUCCUCCUCCUCCCUCAUGCACACACACAUACUCGGCGAUGCGUCCAUCUCCAGAGCCGGACUCCAAGCGCCUGUCGCCGCUGUCGAAAAAUCUGGAGUUUAGAAACAGCAGCAGGAUAUAGGGGGCUUGAAUCAACCAUCAACCUGUGUUCAAGUAGUGGAUAUGUAGCUUGCCGUUUUGUACCUUUUUUUUGGAGGAUGUUGUAGUUUGCUGAAUAAUGAUGAAUCUGAUGGCACUUUUUGUUGAAUUAGCGGAUACCAUAAUGAUCUUGGUGACAAAGCCUUUCUCACUGCUUAAACUAUCAUGCAUCUUUGUCAUGAGAAGCUUUUGUAUUGUUGUUUACACCUGGGUGGAGCUGCUGAGAGCUGCUAUCAGCAUACAUGUAGAUAUAAUCAGGAGGCUUAUGAUUUGGACUUUUGCUCUUAUAUCUCUUCCUAUAAGAAUUUUGGCUGCAUUACAGAGGGAGAGGCUGCUACAAAUUCAUCUGCACGAGCUGCAGAUUGAGCUGGAAAAUCUUGUAUGGAACCGGAAGCACCUUGAGGAACGUUUGCAUAUGGCCAUUAAAGAAUGUAGAAUGAUGGAGGAAAUGCUAGAAGAAGUUGAAGACGAACAUGGCGAGGCCAUUGUGAAAAUUGAACUAUUGGAGAGACAGUUACAGGGCAUUAAAGAAGAAAAUCUUCAGCUGAAGGAGAUUCAGGGUAAAGGUCGUUGGAGCUUACCAAGUCAAGAUGAUGCUGGCAAAGGUAAUGACCAUGAUAGUGCUGUUGUAGAAAAAUGCAUUUCUUAUGGGAUCCAAUCAUUGAAACCUAGUUCUAAUGGGAGUUGUACUAUCAUUCAAGAUGUCUGGAAGCACAAAGAGUCUUGGGAAGAUGAUGGCAAAACGAAAACAGAGUUGCUUGGUUUUGUAAGAACAGAAAUGAAAGCCAGCGGGGAUACACAUGAAGUUAGACCUGGUUUAAUCUCCAGAAGUUUAUAUAUGAAUGAAGUACUUGUCCAACAUAGGGAAAUUGCAAUUUUACAGAGCCUUUUCAGCGCAGUGUUGUCAUUGAUAGUAGGAGUGAUUAUCUGGGAGGCAGAGGAUCCUUGUAUGCCUCUUGUAGUAGCUCUCUUUACUGUGGUUGGCAUGUCUUUGAAGAGUGUUAUACAGUUCUUCUCCACCAUCAACAAUAAGCCGGUGUCCGAUGCAGUUGCUCUUUUAAGCUUCAAUUGCUUCAUACUUGGCACUCUGACAUAUCCUGUACUGCCUAGAAUUGCUCAUAUGUCGACUCCAAUGGCCUUGACCUUUUUGGAGCAGUCAGCAAACUGGCUUGGUUUCACCUCCUAAAGUCACCUAGUUCUUGGAAUAUUUAUAUACAAAAAACAUGUACGAUAUACUUCGAAACAUGAAGUUUUGUUCUGGCUCUUGUUUGCCUUUUUUACAGCUUGUACUGUUAAGUUUGUCUAGUACAGUUGUUUGUCCAUUGUGGACACAUUGUUUUGUUGUUGAGUAUGUUUUCCUAUGGGAUUUGGGGUCAUGUAAUCUGCAAUUUUGCUACUCGAGGUGUUUUCCCUAAUCUGAAGAGGUCAAAUAUGUGUUCUUCUGA
Molecule: messenger RNA, 1585 nt
Organism: Rhododendron vialii
Lineage: Eukaryota; Viridiplantae; Streptophyta; Magnoliopsida; Ericales; Ericaceae
Exons: 4
Coding region: 220-1326 (368 amino acids)
Source: RefSeq, a predicted model, not a curated record